Messenger RNA from Aureobasidium uvarum, 1146 nucleotides. NCBI's taxonomy places the organism in Eukaryota, Fungi, Ascomycota, Dothideomycetes, Dothideales, Saccotheciaceae. The record is from the annotation of a GenBank genome assembly.
AUGAGAUUUGUCAAGGAGAACACUCAAAUACCGCUUCCAAAAGUGAUAGCCUUUGGAGACGCUCAGGAAAAUCAUGACCCUGCCAUAGGUCCAUUUCUCAUCACAGACUGGAUUGAAGGCAUACCGGUUACUGCCUUCCUUGAGAAGCUUCCUCGGCCUAGUUGGGGUCCUGUACUAAGAGACGACAUCGAGGAUCACCAACUUCGUAGCAUCUAUGGACAGAUCGCUAGCACCCACUUGGAACUGAGAAAGCACGACUUUGAGAAGAUUGGCGCACUUUCCAUGGUCGGGUCAGACGCGGGAGAAUCUUCAUGGUCUGUCAGAUCUAGACCGAUGACACUGAGAAUGAACGAGAUAGAAGCGGGCGGUAACGUUGUCGCAGACGGUAAGGUCGUUUGUUACGACAGUUGGCAUCCCUCUACUGACAUGCCUNNAGACCACAAUCUUCCUGCUUUCACGAGUACCACAGAUUAUGUGCGGAGCCUUGUCCAACAAAACAUCACCCAUCUACAUAAGCAGAGAAACUCGAUUGACGACGCUGCCGAUGCUCGACGGAAGUUUAUACUACGCUGCCGGAUGUCAGAACUCGUGCCACACUUCAUCUCUACAAAACACGACACCGGCCCAUUCAAGCUUNNUUUUUGUGACGACUUUCGAUUCGGCAAUGUGUUGAUGGAUGAGACGACCUUAAGGUUUACCAGUGUCAUAGAUUGGGAAUGGGCAUAUACAGCUCCUUCCCAAUUCUUGUUCUGCCCUCCUUCGUGGCUCAUCUUGGAACGUCCAACUCUCUGGACCAAAGAUGACGAAUAUCAUUACAAAGAGAAAUUAGCUAUCUUCUUGCAGUGCCUUAAAGAAGAGGAAGACAAAAGAUGGGGUGGAACGUCUCUCGAGAUACCAAAAGACCAACGUGUGUCGAGCUUGAUGCAAAAGUCCUUUGAAGAUGGCACGUUUUGGUUCAUCCAGCUGCUUCAGGAUACCUUUGAAUUCGACGAGGAGCCUUCAUGGCUGAACCUCGAGAAGGUGCUCCAGGAAAGGGGAUUGCUAGACGUAGGCUUGCCCAGCGAAGAGGAUAUCGAGAAGUUUGUGGAAGAGAGAUUGAAAGAGCUGGAACAAUAUGAUCAGGAUCUGCAAUCCUUGGAAGAUUGA